AUGGAUUCGAAAGAGUUUGAUCAAAGCUCAUACAAGUGCAAUCUAGCCGACAAAUUGCUUCGGCUUAAGUUUUCACUUGAAGCCAUUGAGUAUGAUAGAAUACUUAAGGUUCUUCAAUUUAAGAAUAUGCACAAUACGGUACAUAUUGAUGAGAAGUGGUUCUACAUAACCAAAGCAUCUCAUAGGUUUUAUUUGACCCCCGGGGAGGUCGAAACACAUGGGACAUGCAAGUCUAAGAAGUUUAUUGAGAAGGUUAUGUUCAUGUGUGCUGUGUGCAGGCCCUUAUUUGCACCAGAUGAGACUGUUUUGUUUGAUGGAAAGAUAGGAAUUUUUCCAUUUACAGAAUGGGUUCCAGCAAAAAGAUCAAGUAAAAACAGAGCGGCAGGGACACUUGAACAGAAACCAAUUCAGUCUAUCAAGAAACAAGUAAUCAGAGAUAACUUUAUUCAUAAGAUUGUUCCAUCCAUUAAGCUUAAAUGGCCAUCUUUUGCAAGCAAAACAAUUUUUAUUCAACAAGACAAUGCAAAACCUCACAUAAAGGAUGAUGACCCUGAAUUUAGAGAGGUGGCAUGUGCUGAUGGGUUCAACAUAAGGAUAGUGCAUCAACCACCCAAUUCCCCGGAUACCAAUCAAUGA
Messenger RNA from Salvia miltiorrhiza (redroot sage), 636 nucleotides. RefSeq lists its product as uncharacterized. The record is from RefSeq and is a predicted model, not a curated record. Gene Ontology annotation, molecular function: nucleic acid binding. The transcript is spliced from 2 exons. NCBI's taxonomy places the organism in Eukaryota, Viridiplantae, Streptophyta, Magnoliopsida, Lamiales, Lamiaceae. Bases 1 to 636 code for a protein of 211 amino acids.